This is a messenger RNA of Trichoderma harzianum CBS 226.95, 704 nucleotides long. RefSeq lists its product as hypothetical. The transcript has a single exon. Lineage: Eukaryota; Fungi; Ascomycota; Sordariomycetes; Hypocreales; Hypocreaceae. The coding region runs from base 290 to 619 and encodes 109 amino acids. The record is from RefSeq and is a predicted model, not a curated record.
AUCGGCUUAGACGGCACGCGAGAAGCAGCUUUGAGAGUCAUCCGGCAUCAGUCAUCAGUCGACAGCUCGGACAGCUGGCGAAUGGAGAGCUCGUAUCGGCUUGCAGAGCUUUGUCCAACGCCAUUCAGACAGGAGCUGCCAGUGGCUGGCACAUAAUUUGAGGCAGGCGGGAGGAUUUAUCAUGUACCAGGUGCUACAUACAAGCGGUUUCGUAUGUACAAGUGGCUUCGUACAAACGACAGGCCAUGUCAUGUCAUGCCUGAUGGUCGCUCUACACUGAGUCUACAGAAUGUACAAUGGGGCGGUGGUUCUGUGUCUCAGCCUCUGUUUCUGGCCCUCUAGCCUUAUCGGCACAAACGAUGGGAUGAAGAUCCCGCUCGCCUGUCGCAUUUGCUACCUGCCCUAUCAACCCUCUGAAUCUCCGGCCAUCACCACAAGUUGCAUCUCAACAAUCCCGAGCGAUUGCCGCAGCGGCCCAGCGGUCGGUAGUGACGGCGCAAGCGCGGCUCCAUCCUUGUGCGAUCUGAUUUCCUUGUAUGGAGUACCGCGAGGGAACAACUGUGUCGCUGUCAUCAAUGUCAUCCUGGCCGUUGGCUACGCUGGGCGGGACUCGGCAUAGUAGCGCCUCCAUUCCAGUUGCUAGGCCUAGCCCGUGCGACGCCGAGUAUCCACGCUGCAGAGUACGUGUUACAUGUUUUGCUUCU